AUGAGAAUGGCAGCCAUAGCAAUCGCGAUGACUAUAAUUGGCAAUGUGAUCUUGAAUGUAACCUACGUGUCCGAGGAAUUGACGGACUUCAUCUUUGUCUCUGGGAAUCGCAAUCAGCUGAAUUUGGCCUUUGGUGGUGUCAGUAGGCAGGACCCCGUCUUUGGUAAGAAGGUGACCGGCCCAUUGGAUCUCAGGUUGCGCAAAAACAGAUUUUUCCCAAUUGAUGGUGUGUUGGUGUUGAACAGGACGUUCAAAGAUCUUCUUUAG
Messenger RNA from Lodderomyces elongisporus, 267 nucleotides. RefSeq lists its product as uncharacterized. Bases 1 to 267 code for a protein of 88 amino acids. NCBI's taxonomy places the organism in Eukaryota, Fungi, Ascomycota, Pichiomycetes, Serinales, Debaryomycetaceae. The record is from RefSeq and is a predicted model, not a curated record. The transcript has 2 exons.